Molecule: messenger RNA, 2261 nt
Organism: Centruroides sculpturatus (bark scorpion)
Lineage: Eukaryota; Metazoa; Arthropoda; Arachnida; Scorpiones; Buthidae
Exons: 1
Coding region: 9-2243 (744 amino acids)
Biological process (GO): G protein-coupled receptor signaling pathway; cell surface receptor signaling pathway
Cellular component (GO): membrane
Molecular function (GO): G protein-coupled receptor activity
Source: RefSeq, a predicted model, not a curated record
ACGACGGAAUGAAAGAAAACAUCUGUUUCGUUAUCCUAUUCUCUGUCUGCUUAGUUGAAGAUAGAAAAAUAAAUAACGAAGAACAAUUAGUAGCGUACUGUAAUAUGUUUUUUAGAAAUAUCUAUAAAGAAUCUAAUUGGAAUAAGUGUGUGUCAGAAAUUUCUUCAUUAAAACCACUUGGACCAAAUAAUUCAACGGCAUUUAAUAAUAACAAAUGCUUUUGCGAUGAAGACUGUCAUCAAUACGGUGAUUGUUGUCCGGAUAUUCUUACUUCUUCUAACAGUUCCUGGAGAUGUCGAUACUUCCAUUUUAUCCCAGGUAUGUAUAUUUACAUGAUACAAACUUGUCCUUUAGACUGGAACGACGACGAUGUGAGACAACUGUGCGAAAAUGAGCUUUUUUCUCUGGCAAAACAAGGAAAAUUUAACCAUUAUUUACAAGAUAUACCUGUUUAUUCCUUGGACAAUAAAAUUAUUUAUAGAAAUGUAUUUUGUGCGAAAUGCAAUCGAGAUAGGAAUUUGCAAAAGUGGAAUAUUAGUUUUAGUUGUGAUAAAAAAAAUAAAGAUAUAACUUUAAGCAAUGCAGUAUAUCAACCAACUGAUAAAGAAUGGAAAAUACAGCUAGACAACGGAACAAAUAUUACUUGCAUAAUUAAUAUACCAGAGUUAAGCUCAUGGAGAAAAAUUAAAACUAUCUUCAACGGAAGAAGAUGCAAAGCUGUUUCCUCGUGUUCUGGUAACUGGAAGAAAAUUGACGAAAUACAAAAAUGCAGCGAGUUUACACAAGAAGGAUAUUAUUUUUCUAACGAGGAUAAUAUUCAUUAUAAAAAUCCAUAUUGUGCUGUAUGCAAUUAUAUAGAUAUAAAUAAUUUAAAUUGCUUUAUAGACAUUUUACCUUCUCCAGGUAUUCCGACAAAACCAUGGUAUCCGUCCUUAAUUGAUUUCAACUUCGAUUGGAAUUCAGAAAACGAGUGUAAUCCCCAACAACUGUUCGAUCCUAUUUCCAACGUUUGUUUUAAUCUGUCAUGUGACGAAUCACAUACCAGAAGAGGAAUUCAGUGUAUCCCAAAUAAUACAACAAACAGUCUACAAAAAUCUUGCACCACAAUCGUGUUUAGCAGAGAUUCAUUCUCUAUUUUAGACAACAAUACAAUUUUUAUUAACCACACUAACAAAAACUAUUCCAGCAAUCAGUACGAACCAAUAAUUGUUAACGGAGAAUUGAAGGAAGUGUUAAUAUGUGCCGACGAAAUUAUCGGUUUCAAUUUUUCUCCCGUUCAAUAUUGGAUGUCGGAAAUUGGUCUUUUAAUAUCCAUCAUCUGUCUACUAAUUCACUUGAUCAUCUAUUUGUUGCUACCCAAAUUGCAUAAUCUUCCGGGUAAGAUUUUAAUAUGUUUGUCUUUGUCAUUGUUGAUUGCCCAAUCAUCCUUCUUGUUAGGUGCUUACGAUUCUUACGUCUCUACGUGGCAUUGUGUUCUAUUUGCAAUCGUCACUCAUUUUAGUUACUUAGCAGCAUUUUUUUGGAUGAACGUCAUGGCUUUUGACAUUUAUCGUACUUUCUGUAAGGCGAAAUCCAGUUCGAAUCACUCUCGAACAUUUGUAUUAUAUUCUGUAUACUCGUGGGUUUCUUCGACGCUAAUUGUUUUUGCUUCGUUGAUCAUGAAUUUCGUCUUUCCAGGAAAUUCGUAUUCUCCGAAUUAUGGAAGAAAUGUUUGUUGGAUCAGUGAAAAAAGAAGCUUGCUUGUGUUUUUUGCUUUUCCGCUUUUUGUUUUGUUGAUGGUUAAUAUAAUCUUGUUUUUUCUGACCGCUAGAAGUCUAUUGAAAACGACGAGAGAAACCAAAAUGGUUAAUAAAUUCUCUGAUAAAGUUCGAUUUAUUUUGUAUAUAAAAAUUGCUCUGAUGUUGGGUUUGACUUGGAUAUUUGGCUUUAUAGCGACUUUAAGCAACGUUUCUCUGCUGUGGUACCCGUUUAUAAUAUUUAAUUCCCUGCAAGGCGCUUUUAUUUUCGUAUCAUUCACCGUAAAAAAGAAGAUAUUCGAUUCCUUAAAGGAAAUGAUUUUUGGAAAGAGCUUCAAAAAGAAAUAUCGCGUAGGACAAUUGAAACAAUGCACGAGUUCUUCGAACCUUUCGACAAUUCAAACAUCUUUGACGGCAUCACUUUCUGCUUCAGUUCCCGUUCUUUGUAAUCAAGCAGAGAUAAUUAAAGCUAUAAUAAACAAUGAAAAAUACCAAGAAACUAAGUGAAGUAUUUAAAAGUUUACU